Molecule: messenger RNA, 2002 nt
Organism: Quercus robur (English oak)
Lineage: Eukaryota; Viridiplantae; Streptophyta; Magnoliopsida; Fagales; Fagaceae
Product: NAD-dependent protein deacylase SRT2-like
Exons: 11
Coding region: 187-1365 (392 amino acids)
Molecular function (GO): NAD+ binding; NAD-dependent protein lysine deacetylase activity
Source: RefSeq, a predicted model, not a curated record
AAACAGUUCGAUUUCUCCAAUGCUUCUCUCUAUUGUCAAAAACAAACACAUCUUUAUAAUAAUAAUAAGGAAUAUAGACCCACAACCACAAACUCAACGAAAUAACCUCUUCUCCUUUUGCCAUAAUCCGACCACCUUAAAUGUUGCUGAAGAAAUAAUCAGAUAUUCAAAACGCCAACCAACCAAAUGGCUUCUAUGCUCAUGCGUUUGCAUUCUCACCCACUCUUCUUCUCUACCUCUAGAAGUGCAAGUGAAGUGCUGGGGAGAAUUAUGACAGGUUUUCCUCAAUCAAGUCACAGUAAUUGGAAAUCUCUAAGUAGAGGAAGAAGAGUCAUUUUGUUUCAGGGCUCUAUAAAGUCUGUUAAAACUUCAUGCCGGAUCUCAUUUCCUGGGACCUCAUCAGGGAGAGGAGAAAGAGCACCUUCAAACUUUUUGAGGGACAAGAAGUUGGUUCCUGAUUCAGAUCCUCCUAGCACUAGUGAUAUCAACCUUUUAUAUCAAUUCUUUGAUCAAAGUAACAAGCUCAUGGUAUUAACGGGGGCUGGAAUCAGUACAGAAUGUGGAAUUCCUGAUUAUAGAAGCCCCAAUGGUGCUUAUAGUUCUGGUUUCAAACCAAUUACUCAUCAGGAGUUUCUCCGAUCAAGUCGGGCCCGCAGGCGGUAUUGGGCAAGGAGUUAUGCUGGAUGGAGACGAUUUACUGCAGCACAGCCUGGUGCAGCUCAUAUUGCUUUAGCAUCUCUAGAGAAAGCUGGCCGGAUAAAAUUUAUGAUUACACAAAACGUUGACAGGCUGCAUCAUCGUGCUGGUAGCAACCCACUUGAACUACAUGGGACUGUGUAUACUGUAGUUUGUCUAGAUUGUGGAUUUUCUUUUUGUCGGAAUUAUUUUCAAGAUCAAGUGAAGGAGCUCAAUCCAAAGUGGGCGGCAGCAAUUGAAAGUUUUGAUUAUGGAAACCCUGGUUCGGACAAGAGUUUUGGCAUGAAGCAAAGACCUGAUGGUGAUAUUGAAAUUGACGAAAAGUUUUGGGAAGAGGAUUUUCAUAUCCCUACUUGCCAAAAAUGCAAUGGUGUCCUCAAACCUGAUGUUAUUUUCUUUGGUGAUAAUGUUCCCAAGGAUAGAGCUGAUAAGGCAAUGGAAGCUGCAAAAGGAUGUGACGCAUUUCUUGUGUUAGGAUCAUCUAUGAUGACCAUGUCUGCUUUCCGGCUUCUCAGAGCUGCUCGUGAGGCAGGUGCAGCUACUGCAAUUGUGAACGUGGGUGUAACCCGGGCUGAUGAUAUUGUGCCCUUGAAGAUCAAUGCCCGAUUAGGAGAGAUCUUGCCAAGAGUGCUUGACAUGGGAUCUCUCAGUAUCCCUGCUCUCCUUUGAUUAUACUUGGAAUGACGCACCUUUGAAUCAUAAAUAUAAUUUUCGUCUAAUGGUGAUUUCGAUGGUUGUUGGGCACCACAUGGACUUGGAGUGGUUUCAGCAAAUUACUAAUAUUAAUUGCAAUUUUUAAGUUAUUCUUUUAUCAUUCUCAACACAGAUGACCUCUAUUUGAAGGAUGGUUAUCUGACUUAAUGAGCCAUUUAAAUGGGAUAAUGUUUUCAUUUCCUUGGCAUUCAGAAAUGAUGCAGGACACAGCCACCCUCCCAUGAAUUUACAAGUUCAGUUAACAGAGAUGAGCCUUGAGAUUUUAAAGGCUACAUCAAGAUACUGGGAAUUACAGGUUUAUUAACACCUCUUUUGGUCAAAAUAUAUUGCCUACAGCCUGAAAAUUUAUACAAUUCUUGGGUAAAGAAAGGAAGAAAGUAUUGAUAAUUGAUCUGUAAGCCUCUUAUGUCUUAAGGUUGGUCUAGGGUGGAGAAGAUUGAAGUGAAAAGUUUUUUGUAAUGAGAGCAUUGAAAAGCAUCUCUAUCUCUGCUUUAGAACAUUUAAAAAAAUAAUAUUUGUUAGUUUGCUGGUUUAGAUUUUUAUUGGGACGAGGAAGAUUUGUUAAAAAAAAUCAGAAUUCUUGGUCAUGUCA